This is a messenger RNA of Rubroshorea leprosula, 1030 nucleotides long. NCBI's taxonomy places the organism in Eukaryota, Viridiplantae, Streptophyta, Magnoliopsida, Malvales, Dipterocarpaceae. The record is from the annotation of a GenBank genome assembly.
CAGCGUGCAGUAAGGAAAAUCCCUAGUCGAAGAGAAUGUACAUGCGUCUUUCCUCUUCCUCGUCAUCUCUACUGCGAAACUGUUGCAGUCUCAAGUGGCUCCCUGAAGGUCUCCCAGGUUGUUUAAAGAGUUUGAUUGUAGGUUCACAUUCUACCGAGAAUGUCGGAAAUUUGGGGAAGAGUGUUGAUUCCUUGAUCUCCAAGGAGAGUUUCUCAACUCCUUAUGCUUUGAGUUUCAAGAGUUUUGUCCAUUCUUCAGGUCAGAAGGACAAUGAGACAUGGAGGGGUUUCACCAAUUCCAGGCAAUUUGUGAAGGGAAUAAUAGAGGAAGACAAUAGGGGCUUGUUUGGGGGUUUUCAACAUACUCAACGGAAUGCUGAGCAGGAUGCUGAUUUUGUUCACAUAAAGCUUAUGCGCAAUAACACCUUUGUCACUGUGACAGAUUCCAAGGGAAACAAAAAGUUUGGAGCCUCUUCAGGGUGUUUACCUGAGCUAAAAGGAGGGCCAAAAAUGUCUAAAUAUGCUGCUGAAGCAACAGCAGAACAUGUGGGUCGGUUAGCAAGAAAUUUGGGGUUGAAAUCAGUUGUUGUGAGGGUGAAAGGAUUUACCUACUUUAAGAAGAAAAGGCAAGCAAUCCUCAGCUUCAGAGAGGGCUUUUCAGGUUCACGAACAGAUGAGAAUCCCAUUAUUUGCAUUGAAGAUGCCACUCGACGCCCUCAUAAUGGAUGCAGGCUCCCAAAGAGAAGACGUAUUUGAGUACUUAUGGAACCUUUAUGUCUAGUGCUUGUAAAAAACUAGAGCUGAAGGUGAUGGAGUUAUGAUUAGUUAUACAGUUUGGGAUAGCACAUGCUCGAAAGACUACAUUAGCUGCUUCUUGUUAAGUUCCUUAUCCUCUUGUUAUUUCUCACUUAGUCUCUUGAUUCGCUUCUGGUUGUGGAUUUUCCUCUUAAGUAAUUAAUUUCUUGUUUGUUUUUGGAUUUGAGAAUACGGAGAACAAGUAUGGUUCUUCUGAAUAAAGAAAAUUUUCAAAU